This is a messenger RNA of Gekko japonicus, 2249 nucleotides long. It is a transcript of the gene RRM2, whose product is annotated as ribonucleotide reductase regulatory subunit M2. Gene Ontology annotation, biological process: deoxyribonucleotide biosynthetic process. Bases 1 to 1308 code for a protein of 435 amino acids. Gene Ontology annotation, cellular component: cytosol. NCBI's taxonomy places the organism in Eukaryota, Metazoa, Chordata, Lepidosauria, Squamata, Gekkonidae. The transcript has 11 exons. Gene Ontology annotation, molecular function: ribonucleoside-diphosphate reductase activity, thioredoxin disulfide as acceptor. The record is from RefSeq and is a predicted model, not a curated record.
AUGUGCCAUCUGUGGCGUCCCCAUCAGGACGUGCACCACCGCAUUCUGGAUCAGCUGGAGUUCCCAGCGGACUUUGCGGAAUUCCGACCGAUCUCUUCGUUUCUUUUUCUCUUUCCCGCCGUGAAUAAAAUGCUGUCCUCCCGCCACCCGCUCUCGGCUCGCAACGAGCAGAACCCCACCUCGCCCCGUGUGUCGCCGCUGAAGAAAUUAGCCUUAAGCGAGAAGGAGAACACGCCUCCAUCGCUCAGCACAACCCGGGUCCUGGCUUCCAAGACAGCGAGGAAGAUCUUCCUAGACGCGGAUGUUCCUAAAAGUGCUAAGCUACCUUCAAACAACAUACAAGACGAACCCCUGCUUCAAGAAAAUCCCCGUCGCUUUGUCAUCUUUCCCAUUCAGUACCAUGAUAUCUGGCAGAUGUACAAGAAAGCAGAGGCUUCCUUCUGGACGGCUGAAGAGGUGGAUCUCUCCAAAGAUAUUCAGCACUGGGAAUCCUUAAAGCCUGAAGAAAAGUAUUUCAUUUCACAUGUUUUGGCAUUCUUUGCUGCAAGUGAUGGCAUUGUCAAUGAAAAUUUGGUGGAACGAUUCAGCCAGGAAGUACAGGUCACAGAGGCUCGCUGUUUCUAUGGGUUCCAGAUUGCUAUGGAAAACAUCCAUUCAGAAAUGUAUAGUUUGCUUAUUGACACUUACAUCAAGGAUCCCAAAGAGAGGGAAUUUCUGUUCAAUGCCAUCGAAACACUUCCGUGUGUUAAACAGAAAGCUGAUUGGGCUAUGCACUGGAUUGGGGAUAAACAGGCCAGUUAUGGAGAACGCAUAGUUGCUUUCGCUGCAGUGGAAGGUAUCUUCUUUUCUGGUUCUUUUGCAUCAAUUUUUUGGUUGAAGAAACGGGGGCUGAUGCCCGGACUCACUUUUUCCAAUGAACUCAUCAGCAGAGAUGAGGGUUUGCACUGUGAUUUUGCUUGUCUGAUGUUCAAACACCUGGUACACAAACCAUCUGAGGAGCGAGUGAGAGACAUCAUCACUAAUGCUGUCAGGAUAGAACAGGAGUUCUUGACAGAAGCGCUGCCUGUAAAGCUAAUUGGCAUGAAUUGCACUUUAAUGAAGCAGUAUAUUGAAUUUGUAGCAGACAGACUGAUGCUGGAGCUUGGUUUUAACAAGAUAUUCAGGGGAGAGAAUCCAUUUGACUUCAUGGAAAAUAUUUCCCUGGAAGGCAAAACCAACUUUUUUGAAAAGCGUGUAGGAGAAUAUCAGAGGAUGGGAGUGAUGUCAAAACCCACAGAUAACUCUUUCACUUUGGAUGCCGAAUUCUAGAUGCAGAAGGACAGUCUCCAGCUAAGCUUGACAACUGCUAGCUGUGUUUGCCCUAUGGCCCUCAACAUUCGUUCUUGCAUGUGUGCUGGUACUUUAGAAACGUUUGUGUAGCUAAAGCAGGAAAGCAAUUAAGGGUUAACUUCAGUGUAUUUUGUAACAAUACAAAAGCUACUCAAUCUUUUAAAAAAUACUUGAAGUGGCAUGCUCCAUUCCCUGGUAAUUGGACACCAGUAGUCCAUCCACAGCAGAGCGAAGUAGAAUGGGACCACUCUUUAGAACGCGACAGGGUAUCUUACUUGAACUGCAGGAAGUUACAGGCUCUAUGGGCUGGGUCUUAUGAACCAUAGGUGUAAAGCACUGGCAGCGUCAGAUCUUCCCCUGCCUUCCUUCAGCAGCGACUUGAGACUCCCCGGAAACCAGUGCUGGGAAAAGAUGUGUGUGUCAAAGGAAACUUGUGGACAAAAGACCUUGAUGGAUUGCAAUAAGGAGAGGGGGAGUCUGGUGAAAUCACCUCCACCACCUCCUUUCUACUAGCAAAUGGAGUGCUGCAGAACAAGGUUUCCAUCGAUGCAGGAUUGCUCACAAGGUUACUGUAACCCCCCCCUGCAUCAGCUUUUUGGGAGUCUUAAAGCUCUGAGAGGGGAAGGUGGGUGAGAUCCAGGAGCACGUUACACUCACAGUUCAUAGGAUGCAGCCUUCUGUAACUACAUCGCCUCUUAGCUGGUUUUAAGUUUAUUUACUCUUUUAAUAGUUUGUACGUAAACCUGGCACUUUAAAUAAAGGUCUGGCCUGCGAUUCCUGGAAAAGGCUGGCCAUGCAUGUGAGUUUAGAAUAAACUCUUUUUAGACUUCUGUUUGCUGUAACUUGGUUGUUGUACUCUUAUUUUACCUGUGUAAAAUUGUACGUGCUGAAAUGGAAAACCAUUUUGAACAUGUGUAGCU